AUGCAGCCGCAAGACUAUUCAAUUAUGAAGCAUCUCGAGAAGACACCAGCUCAAAUCUCAGUGUGGGCCAUAUUGAUAAGCUCACAACUGCACAGACAAACCCUGAUGAAGGAUUUAGAUGACAUUUAUAUGCCCGUGGGUACAAAUAGUGAUAAUAUGGCAGCUAUGGCAAUGAAUACAAGAAAGAACAAUGCAAGGAGGGUCGGUGAGAAGAAUGUGAAUGAGGAGGUUCCCUCUCAAGCUCCUCAAAACCCUCAAUUUUCUAAUGAAGAAGGGGUUAUGUCUAAUGUUGAGAUAAGGUCGGCUAUUCAUAAUUUGACUCAAGUGUUGACCACUCAAGUUUCUAGGGAUGCUAGGGUGCAAGUGAACCCCAAUGCUAGCACUACCACUUCUAGGAUAAGGGAUUUCACAAGGAUGAAUCUCCCUACUUUCUUUGGCUCCAAGGUGGAAGAAGAUGCACAAGGAUUCAUUGAUGAAAUGUUUAAGGUUCUAGAGGCUAUGGGUGUGUCUUCUCAAGAAAAGGUGGAGUUAGCCGCCUAUCAACUCAAAGAUGUGGCACAAGUGUGGUUGGCUAUGCUAAUCCCAAGCAUAGACAUUUCUCGUCUCAUGGUUCAUGUCGAACAAAUUGAGGAGCAAAAGCUUAAGCAAGUUGGUAGAGAAUUGAAGAGGUCAAGGGCUGAUGAUGGAAAUUCUUCUAAGGUUAGGUUUGAAAUCCAAGAUAAGCCAAAGUUCAAAAAGAGGUAUUCCAACCAAGGUCCUCCUAACACUCCAAGGGUCAACAAAGGCAAGUGCCUAGUUGGCACGGGUAAUUGCUAUGAAUGUGGUAAGAGUGGCCACAUAAGGAGGGACUGCCCUAUGUUAAAGGCUCAAGGAAGGGAAAAUCCUCAAGCACAAGCAAGUGGCCCAAAUCUCGAUGCUCCUAAGAAGAAUCGCUUCUAUGCUCUCCAAUCCCGAGGUGAUCAAGAGAGCUCUCCAAAUGUUGUGACCAAUAAACCCUUUUUCGAUUUCUACCCCGGUGGGUGA
Solanum verrucosum is the source of this 1023-nucleotide messenger RNA. RefSeq lists its product as uncharacterized. The record is from RefSeq and is a predicted model, not a curated record. The transcript is spliced from 5 exons. Lineage: Eukaryota; Viridiplantae; Streptophyta; Magnoliopsida; Solanales; Solanaceae. The coding region runs from base 1 to 1023 and encodes 340 amino acids. Gene Ontology annotation, molecular function: zinc ion binding; nucleic acid binding.